AUGCUGUCUAAUGAAAAAAAAAACAACGCAUCCUCGAUCUUCUGGUUUCAGAAGAACGAGCUUACUCUAAACAAUCCGACAUCAGCCACAGGAUAUGUAUACACCCAGAUUUCGACCAAUCUCGAUAUUGAGAUCACUGCAAGCGACUUCGAUUCUUUUCCGACCAAGGUCCGCCCAAAACAUGAGCUUCACGGCUGUCCAGCAGAGGUCUACCUCCCCGGGCCUCCUCAAUGA
Pseudocercospora fijiensis CIRAD86 is the source of this 234-nucleotide messenger RNA. RefSeq lists its product as uncharacterized. The record is from RefSeq and is a predicted model, not a curated record. Bases 1 to 234 code for a protein of 77 amino acids. Lineage: Eukaryota; Fungi; Ascomycota; Dothideomycetes; Mycosphaerellales; Mycosphaerellaceae. The transcript has 2 exons.